UAAUAGAGCCAUGGAUACCCGCAAGGAAAACAAGGUAAGGAAACCCAUAAAACCCAAAGCGACGAAGGGCAAAGAGAAGAAAUACAGAAGCGGGAGAUUUACCAGGAGGAAAUCGCUGCGAUCUUUAGGGAAUUUCAUGGGAAGGAUCCUUAAAACUUUGGGCACUUUGGCGCACUUUGGCGACGCGCAGCCGCCAGACGCGGAGGACGACGACGGCGGCUUCGGGCAAAGCGCCACGGGGGGGUUCAAACAAGACGACUGUCCGCAGGUCUCCAGGGAGGGGACCGUGAAGAAGAGCUCCACGGUGUCUUCCUCUCACGGCUCGGUCAAAGACAGGCUGUCGUGGUGCUACGGCGACAAGACCCCCGGGGUGCUGGGACUGAAGAACCACGGCAACACCUGUUUCAUGAACGCCGUGGUCCAGUGCCUCAGCAACACGGACCUGCUCGCCGAGUACCUCGGGCUGGAGCAGUACAAGUCGGACUUGUGCUACCGCGGGAGGGUGAACGGGGAGGCGAGAGGCGAGGAGCGGCAGAGCGCCAGGGGAGAGGUGACCGAGCAGCUGGCGUCGCUGGUUCGAGCGCUGUGGACGCUGGAGUACACGCCGCAGCUGUCUGUGGAGUUCAAGAGCAUAGUGGCCAAGUACGGAUCUCAGUUUCGGGGAAACUCUCAGCAUGAUGCCCUCGAGUUCCUCCUCUGGCUUUUGGACAGAGUUCAUGAAGAUGCUAAUUCCAGCCCAAACAACAACAGCAGCAGCAGCAGCAGCAGCAAGACCAAAGCCAACGCCAAGCAGGGACCCAGUUCAUACGAGGAUCCUGUCAGUCCCAGUUCAGCCAACAUACAGCAGCCUCGAGAUCGGCACAGUUUUGUCCAGGAACACUUCCAGGCUCAGUACAGGUCUUCUCUGACGUGCCCUCAUUGCCUUAAGCAGAGCAACACCUUCGACCCGUUUUUAUGUAUCUCCCUGCCUAUCCCCCUACGACAAACCAGGUCGAUGUGUGUGACACUUGUGUUCAGUACGAAGGGUCAGCGGUACCUGCGGGUGGGGUUGGCUGUACCUCUCUUUGGUUCUUUGUCCUGCCUGAGAGCCAUGGUGGCAGAGGAGGGCAACAUCUCCCCGGACCAGGUCAUCCUGUCCGAGUUGUAUUCCACAGGUUUCCAGCGUUCCUUUUCGGAUGAUGAUGACCUCACCGCUAUUGCUGAUAGCGACGUCGUCUACGCCUUUCAGGCUCCUCCCCCCUAUAGUCGUGGAGGCUCCACCACACCACACUCAGGGUAUCACCACAGCCUCCCCUCCUCUCCCUACACCUCUACGGCUGGACCGGAUGGUCAGAGGUUACCUCCGUCUGGCACCCUCUCCUCUGAAUACCUGAACCAGGGCAGCUCCACCAAGGUCCUCCUCCUCAUCUGCAACACAGCAGGAUCUGGCCAGCAGGCUGUCCGCUGUAGAGUUAAAGCUUCAUCUUGUGAAUUGGUUUUGUUAAGCACACAGCAGCAGAGUCAGGGAGCAUCUCCCUGGAACCAGUUUGCAGGGCAGAGCAUCCUCAGCAAGCUCUAUUAUUUGAUGCUGAAUGGAUCUCAGGCUCAGAAUGCCGGGGUGCUGUUUAAGGUCAGAGUGGUGGGGGUAUCGGCAGUCUACAGCUACCUGUCCCCGCAGGACAGCAGACCACUGUACCAUCCUGCAGUUGACAGAGCUUUGAAGUUCUGUGGCCCUGGGGGACCUCCCCAUGUGAAGCUUGUCAUCGAGUGGGAGCACAAGACUAAAGAAUGUCUGUUUGGCAGCAUCCAGGAGGAGGUGGUAAAAGAUGCAGAGAGUGUCAGAAACCAGCAGCAGCAGCAUCUGCAGCAGCAUAGCUGUACCCUGGACGAGUGCUUCCAGCUAUAUACCAAAGAAGAACAGCUUGCCCCAGACGAUGCCUGGAAGUGUCCCCACUGUAAGCAGCUUCAGCAGGGCAUGGUGAAGAUGAGCCUGUGGACUCUUCCUGACAUAUUGAUCCUUCAUCUCAAACGCUUCCGACAGGUGGGCGAACGGAGGAACAAGCUGUCAACCCUGGUGCGUUUCCCCUUGACUGGUUUGGACAUGGCCCCCCAUGUAGUAAAGAGGAGUCAGAGUAUAAAGAACCUGAACUUAGGGGCUUGGCCACCUUCCUGGAAGCAGCCCUCAGGCCAACACCACCAACCUGCUGACAUGAUCCUCCCCCACGACUUUCUGUACGACCUCUACGCUGUGUGUAACCAUCAUGGAGGAAUGCACGGAGGACAUUAUACUGCCUACUGUAGGAACUCAGUGGAUGGACAGUGGUACAGCUACGAUGACAGCAGUGUAGACUUGGUGCCAGAAGAAGAAGUAUGUACCCGAGGAGCUUACAUCCUUUUCUACCAGAGACGCAACACCAUUCCUCCAUGGUCGGCCAGUUCCUCCGUCAGAGGAUCCACAAGUUCAUCAAUGUCAGACCACUGGCUAAUCCGGCUGACAGGGGACAGUAAGAGAGGCAGUCUAGUCUCUCGAUCUUCCACCACCUGCCCAUCUUCCGUACCUGACUCGCCUGAGUCUCCAGUCUUCCUUGAAAAUUGUACUAAAGAGGAAAGAGGGGGGUUUGACAGCAGGCCAUUUAUCAGGGGUCUUCAGGGACGCAGCGUGAGCAUGAGAGCCCCCAGCAAGACCAAGGACACCCUGAGCAAAGUGCUUCCCCUCCGCUGGUCCUUUGGUUCAAAGGACAGACGGAAACCUGACCCAGUGCCUCCAUCUGUCCAAGAUCCUGCCCCUGUGGAGCUGGUACAGUACUUGGAAUCUGGCCGGCGGCCCCGGUGCACAAAGGAUUCAAUAGUAACAUUGAUGAGCGAACCACGCAGCACAAAGGAGGCUGCUGAUGGCAAGGCUGCAACCAACCUCCGAUCUUCCAGUCUUGGGAGCAUAAGUUGUGUUGGUAAGGCAGGAGACGAGUAUCCACAAGUCCCAGAGGGCCAGAGGAGGCCAUCAGAUAAGGCAGCCAGCUUGAGACGCAGCAAGGGGGGCCAGACAAGAGAUGAGAGCAUUACAAAUAUCAGCAGUAGCUCCAGCAGCAACACCCUCACCAGGAAGAAGGAUGCCAGGAGGCAGAGCUCCUCCAAAGCUCCCCAGGAUACUGAGACAAAAAAGAGUUCCAGUGCUGGAGUUCAGCCCAGCUACAGUACUCCCAGCCUUCAUGAUGGUACUCUGAGAAGACAAAAGGGGGACAGGGCUGAUAGGGAACACCACGGUACGUAUGAAGGAAACUCUAAGACCAAGAAAGGGGACGUGCCCAAGAGCCAUGAAGGACUACUCUCCUUCUUCAAAGGUAACUUCCUGAAGAAGGAUAAGGACUCGAGGAAGUCUAAGGAGGGUGAGCCACAGAAAGGAGGAGGUGAGGAAGGAGGCAGAAGGACCAUCUCUAGGCUGUCACUGUCCAACGGAACAGCAGGAGGAGGAACUGGGGUGGAAGGAGGCAAGUCUAAUGGAUCAGGCCAUCGUGAUGAGCUGGCAAAUGGGAAGGUGGGACGAACCACGGCUGACAUCAAACGCUCCCAGAGCUCUUCCAACAUCCCCACCAAAGCGGAGCAUAGCAUGCGCAGGACAGCAUCUUUGCAUCGUAAUGGGAUGUCUACAGCCCCAGCACCAUCACGUAGCCUGACGUCAGACAAACCCUCUUAUGGCACCCUGCAGAGGACUCGCUACAGCACAACCUCACUGGGACGCAAAAGGACAGUCCCCGAGUCCAGCUUCUGACCCAGAUAUUUAUCACAUUCACACAUACACAAAGCCUUUUAUCUGUCAUACAGUGAAUGACGUCCAAUCUCUGACAUCAAAGCAAUAGAGCUCAGUUCACAGUGGUAUGCCUUUUUGUUCCCUGAAAUUGAACUGGCUGAAAUGGUUUGCACCAUGGAGAUGAGAGACAUGAAGCAGAUGAAGGGUGCUUAAAUGCUGGGAUAUAAGGAGCAGAAUGAAAUGUCCAUUAAACAUUAGAGGGAGUCCAUUUUUAUUCUGUUUUUUAUAACUUAAAACAAGUGCCUGAGCAACGAAUAUGCAGUUUAGACCAAUGAGUUUGUCUGUUUAGCACUGGAAGCACGGAAUCGCUUACACAAACACAUGCACAUACAAGCAUACUAUCCACAUUUGUGUCUUAUUACUGUGGUUUGAGUGUUGGAAUUCAUCAUUCCAUUUUGAAUUCUUAUGGUUGUGUGCUUACAAUCAAGACACACUGAUUGUGUUCAUUUAUAGGAUUGUAAUGUGUUCACUUGAUUAAUGUUGGUCCUUUAAGCUGCAGUUUCUGAUUAACAUAAAUUAUUCAUCUUUAAUCCCUUGUUUAAUGUUUAUUUAAAGUUCAGGAUGGCCUUUUUUUUAUGAAGCGUUGAAUUAUCCCCAUGUGACCCAGACUGCAGUUGUUGUUUAUCCCGAGUUUAACCUGCAUUGGAAAUACCAUGACCUCUAACUAUAAUAAUUCGCUGGGAUUGGUAUUCUGUAGACUCACUGACCUUGGUCUCUUAAUCAUUGUUUGGCAAUGUUUCUCUACUAGGACCAGUAGCGGUUUCACUUUAUAGCUGAGCCUGAUUAACCUCCCUGUGACGGAAGGGAAUUUAGAAAAUACUUUUGUCUGCUGUGAAGUGUUAUAUUAAUGCAGAUGGAUAAUGUUUUAUACCUUUUAUAUAACAUCUCUUAAUCAUACUGAACGCAUUCCAUGUUUUUUUUCUUUUACUAUUUGGUGUAAUCACCUUAUUUAAUUUUUUUUUCCGUUUAUGAUUCCCUGUGUUUUCCAGAAGGUUAUUAAUUCCUUCUUCAAACAGUCGAAGCCUAGAUUAAAAAAAAUUUAAAAAUGAGAAAUAGAAUACACAUUUUUAUUUUUCCUUUUUAUGUAAGCAUUUACUGUGUGUUUACUGUACACUACCUAGCUGUCAACUAGUGUGUCUGUUUGUACACCUUCUUGCAGCACAUACAUCCCUUAAAAUUGCAUUCAGUCACAAAUGUAACUAUAUGUUCAGUCAAUAGUAGUGUCCCUCCAGCUGGAUGGCCCAUAAGAAACAAUUUUAAUGUUAAAGACUAGUGAGCAAAACUAAGCUCCACCCAUGGUCCCACCUCCCAGUCUGUGAUUGGACAGUUUUUCAUUUUGGCAUGGACAAUAAGUUUCUCCCCAUAGCCUCCUCAUGAAAACUAAUGAAUGCUCUGCAUUUAGUAUUUGCAGGUCAACACAGUAAAUGCAAACAUAAAAAUGAAAUGCGUAUUAUAAAGUAUUUUAAUGUUGGCAUUUUGCAUUUUUCCUCAGUGAAAAAUUCUUGCAGUUCCUUUGUGAAUCCGGCAUAAUGAAGGUGUUGCUGUGCACUUUUCACAGGGUAGCGUAUUAUGAUAAACUAUGAUAGUGUUCAUGUCCCGAGAGAUUCAUUUAUGCUCUCUGCAAAAUUUAUUUUUGGGAACAUGUAAGCAUAUUUUAUUUAAUUUCAUGUAAUCUGUGUUAUUUUUGCUGAAUUGGACCUUGUUUUUUUCCAGUAUGAACUUGCUUCCAAUUUAAAUAGUUGUUUACUUGUAUGAAAUACACAGUAAAACUACACUCUUGUACUUUUGGCUACUCUGCAGCUUCAACCAGAGCCACUGGAAGUAAAGUCACUUACAUAAAUGGUGGAGGAAAGCAGAUUGUUAAUUUCAUUUUCCUGGCACAGAUGUCCUCAGCCACAUAAUUGUGAUGGGUAACAUCCCUGAGUUAUCAUAGUCUGCUUCAAAUUCUGGUUGUACUAUAACAGUAACUUGCCAGUUGGAUCGCCUCAUUUGCUGCUGCAGUGAUGUUUAGAAGUUAUAUGUGCACAGAUAUUUCCCAUGAUGCUUUCUCAGACUCUACAUAUGUAUGGCCCUAUUAUGAUAUUUGCACAGUGCUGAGAUUUUAUUUGCACUUUACACAUAAGGGAAAUAACUACUACUAAUGCUAAAUAAUAUUUUCUAACUGGAUGACAUUGCAAUCCCUCAAACAAUUUACUGACAGGGUUAGAUGCAAAAUGAAAAUUGAAAAUACCAAGUUCUGUAAAAUUAACAUAUAUUUAAUAAGCAGCCUCAGAAAUUGCUGUGCUAUAACUGAACAGUCAACAUAUUGGGAUGGAGUAUUCACCCUCCAUGAUAAUCUAUUGGACCAGUUAUCCACUUGUACAGUGUAGAAGAAAUAGCAUAAUCAUCACCUCUUGCAUAGUCUUUUGUUUAUAUACAGCUUCAGUUAAUAAUUUCUUGAGGUUCACAGCCUCCAGUUGCAUAGAGAAAAGCACUAUGAGCUAUUUACUCUUAAUCUUGAAACCUGAAAACCAACACUUUUUAUCUAAUAUCAAGAAUUUGUAAUGGACUUCCAAAGGACAAUGACUGCUUGAUUUACUGUACAUACACUUUAGUGCAGUCAUUAAAUUGAUGACUGCAUAAAUAAAUAAAAAAAUUAAAUGAAAACAUUAGAAACAGGUAGUUUAUUCACAUCAACUAUGUCCAAUCACAUAAUGACAGUAUUCACAUUUGAAUGUGAGUAUGUUAUGCCUUCAUUUACUGUUUUUUCAAAUGUGUAACAGCAGCCUUAGAAUUAUCUUUUGACUCAGUCUUAAUGAGAACAAGUAACCCCACAAAGUCACCUAGAUUGAGAGACUCUGCACAAACAAAACCAGAGUUAAAAAUUUGCUGCAAAUACUGUUUAUUGUUCAAGGCUUUUUACGAUGCCUCACGUCGAUCUCACUUUAAAUCCCAGUUCAAAGAAUAUCACUGUUACUCUUUAAAGUAAACAAGCAUGUCGUUUUUAUCGGGAAGGAUACCUAUGAAAAUCAAAGAGUUGAAGCAAAUGGAAGCCAGUUUUCUAUGCAGAUCAUCAGUUUGUAGCUCAUUGCGUUGAACUCUUGAAUUAACAAUUUAUCAUGUUUAUGCCAAGGGUACAAGCUUCUGUUUCUUAUGAACGACGAUACUAAAGAGCACUAUGCUUUCGAGUCUAUGACGCGUGAAAUUCUUUAUUUCAGAGGAGAGGGUUUGGUAUCACAUAGUGCAGCCAUAAUUUUUUCUGUUAGCAGAUGUCUACUUUCCCUACUAAAUAACUCUCCAACUGCUUCAACUAGUUGUACUGUUUGCAUUUUAUGUUAGAUUUUACUAGCCAAAUCAGGGAAACUCAAUGACCAAAAUUUCCAGAAUGUAAUGGGCAGCCAGGAAAGAAAAAAAACUUUUUCUUUUUAAAUUCUAAUAUUAAAUCUUUAGAUUCCUUUUGCCUCUAGCUUAAUUCUCAGUACCUACAUUGCACAAAACUCUUAAACAACAUUUAUACAUUUUCUUAAAAAGGUGCCUGAGAUUUCCCCAAAACGUGUCUCCCAGAUAGCAUCAUCAUUUAACGGUCUUGCAGAUAGAUGUCUAAUGUUUCUAUUCUUAUCCUCAAACCAAAAAGGCCAUGCUGACAAGUAAUUAAUUUUGCUGGAGGCAUUAGUCAUAGCGUUGAUUAAUGGAACACUUUGUUGGAAAAAGCCUUUUUCUUUUCAGGGUGAUUUUUUCAGAAUAUUUUUUAUUUCUGCAACAAAUGAGUAAAAAUAUUUGUGGAUUUUUGUGUGUUGAUUUAACUACUAAGACAAUGUACUGAGUGUGUUGACUCUCACUCAACCCUUAAAAAAACACAUUACAUUUAUUUUCACUAGCACUUUCAGUGAGCUCUAAUAUAUUUUUCUUUUGAGCCCCUUUCUAAAUGUCUAAGCAAUAAUAGUUGAAUGUCUUAUUCAUUAGUGUUCUGAAGUGCUGUUAUGAAAUAAAACUUGUUCUUUGAGAGGGCGCAUGGAAAGUUGGCCAUUAAAGAAGCCAAACAGAAGAUAUUGUUCGAAAAAUCAAAACUCAACACUCAAUACAUUAAUAAAUCACAAAGUGAGAGACUUAUGUUUCUCCCUUAAAUGUAACCAUACAAUGAACCGUAUGAAUGAAUUCAGAAAGGGCUGAAAUUACUAUAAUCACAUAGUUGUUAAAAUAACACACUGUAGCCAGAGAUUUGUGCUCUCAAAAGCCGAGUGCCCAUGAACUGCAGGGACAGGAUGACAGCUGUGGCUUUGUAUUAAGCUAAAUAAAUUGAUGUAUUCAUAUUGACGCUCUAUGUUGUCCAUACUGAAAUGUGUGAAUUAAUGCAUGAAAAAUCAAUACCCUUAGUGUACUCUCUAGAGCGUCCAGAGAGGAUUAAAAAUAACCUCAAAUUGUGGAAUCAUUUCUUCACCUUCUUUAAAUAUAUAAAAUAUAUGAAUCUGAAUGAGAAAACAUACACACUUUUACAAAGCUGACCAUUUCCAUCUUUUCAGUACAUUUUCCUACAUCCAGCUUAAAACACCAAGUCAAAGCACAUUUAGAAGUAGCAAAUAAUCACUGAUAAAUUGACUUUGAUAAGUUGAGUUUAAAUAGGGACAUGUGAUCUGUAUUGCAUUAUAAAUUUAAAAGGUUGUUUCUGGUUUUCUUUGCAUGGCUCAAUCCACUCAUGGCCACAUAAUAUACACAAUGUUUACUCUGCCAAACUGAGCACUGCUGUUGAGUGUUAACACAAUUUUUGUGAAAUGUGGUUUGAAGAUGUUUUUAUAUGCAAUUUUUCUACAUUUUAUUAAAAAAACAAAACAAAUUAAUGUAUAUAUUUGUGGAUACACACAGGUAGAACUGUGUGGGUGUGUGUGUGAAAGACAGAGACAGGAGAGAGAGAGAGAAUAAAUAACCUUAUUAUCAAUGACAUUUGACCUGUGGGUGUAUUGAUUUGGGACUAAGAUGCCAAUCCAGCAGAACUCACAUGCAAUGUAUUCCAUAUUUUUGGAUGUAACAAGUGUGCUUUCACUGUAAAACAACAGUUUCUGCCAGAAUUGUCUGUACAUGAUGGUAUAUUAUUUUAUUUUUCAA
Messenger RNA from Morone saxatilis (striped sea-bass), 8863 nucleotides. RefSeq names its product ubiquitin specific peptidase 43a (gene usp43a). The record is from RefSeq and is a predicted model, not a curated record. Lineage: Eukaryota; Metazoa; Chordata; Actinopteri; Moronidae. Gene Ontology annotation, biological process: protein deubiquitination. Gene Ontology annotation, molecular function: cysteine-type deubiquitinase activity. Bases 11 to 3745 code for a protein of 1244 amino acids. The transcript is spliced from 17 exons.